Messenger RNA from Lachancea sp. 'fantastica', 126 nucleotides. The record is from the annotation of a GenBank genome assembly. Lineage: Eukaryota; Fungi; Ascomycota; Saccharomycetes; Saccharomycetales; Saccharomycetaceae.
AUGGCUUUUCUAGUAUUGACCUCUGAAAUCUCAGCUCCUUUCGUUAUCCCAUCUGUUUCGCCAGUUUCUCCAGCUGCCAGCAGAAAAAACAGCACUGCCAGCUUGGAAGCAGCCAGAAAGAACUAA